GAAAAAUCUUUGUCUAAUGAGCCAAGGAGUGUCCUGCUUAGGUUAUAUGGCGCCAUUCUACAGGACUGAAGCCCAAAACUGCACUGCAUACUCAAGGUGAGCAUUAUCAGGGGCAAAUUAUGUUUUUGUCCCUUGAGUUAAUUCCUUUUUUAUGCACAACAAUUUUAUUUGCUUUAGUAACCACUGCGUGAAAAGUUUUGUUACUGCUUAAUAGAAAGAUGAUUAUAUUAAAAUUAAAAUAAGUAGAAUUUAUUCCAAAACUACAUUUUAUUUUUGUUUUAAAAAAUUAUGUAUGUUUCCUGUUUUAGUGAAAGCAGCAGAAACACAAACCUUCUAUAUACAUUUACAUAAUAUACUUCCCAGUCUGCAGUUGUUAGGAUUUCUUGUUAAUAUUGUGCUCUAUUUUCAAUAAUGAGAAAACUGACUUGUGGGUGAUGAGUGAAAACCCAAAUUAUUCAAAAAGAAUUUAUUUUUUUUGUUGCACAUUACAAAUGAGAAAAUGACCACCUAGGGGCCCAUGACUGGUUUCUGUAAGGGUGUCCCUCUAGCUUAGUUAAAGUACCACAACAACAAAGGAGCUAUAAUAAAUUUGGGCAAACUGUGUAUGUGGUCUGGCAGCAUGUUCCAGGUAAUAUUGAAUAUAUAAAAGUAAACACACAUAUAGGCUUCAAAAUGUAUUUGUUAUAUGCUUGCAGCCUACUAAAAACUGUCCAAUUCCCUUGGCCUCUGGCUGCUGCCUCACUCAUCACUAUUAUAGUCUAUUGCUGCAUUUCUCUGUGCACGCCCAAAGGAUGAAAACAUUGUUAAAAUGGGAUUCUGCUUGGCAUAUGGCCAUCUAGAGAGGAGGGUAGGGGGCGGAAUGCUGGCACUGAAUUGUGGAGCAGUAAUUGGCAGAGAUUACUCUAUUUUAGUUUUAACACUGUAGGGCCCUGUCUAAAGUGUAGCAGAAUUCUUAAAGGGAAUUUUCAAGAUUGGCUGACGAAAGUUCCACACAGUAAAAUGAAGUAACCAGUUCCAAAGUGCAAGCUGUUGGAGCAAUGUGGCAUGGACUUUGGUACUGUUGAGAUUUCCUUGCUUACUGUAUCCUUUGUUGCUAAUCACAUUUUUUUGGCUUUGUUCCUUGAACUUUAAUCCCAUCUAAAGAGGGCAAAGAAAUGCAAGAAUGGAAUGCUUUUAUAGUGUUUACAUUUGAAUGAGUUGUCUAUGGGUUUGUUGUCAUACUGUUAAUAUAUUUACCUAGGUUAAUUGAAGUUCUGGAAUUUCUUGAGUGACUUCUAACAUACUUUUAUUUAACAGUAUGUAAAACAGCAUCCCACACACACAUUUGGGCAAGGGCACAAUAAGGGUCUGCUUCUCCCCACCUAUGUUUUGUAAGCAGGCAGAAAGAAGUGCAGUUUGUUCCUAUACACCUCGGUCUAGCUGCACAAAACCACCUACAAACAGCAGGGGGGAGAGAGAAGCAGACCCUAUGCUUUUUGUGCCCUCGCACUUAGGCUACGGUCAAACUGCAAAGAAUGCAUUGUCACUCCAAUAUCCACUCUGUCUGCACCCGAAUGCUGUUCCUGCAGGUGGAGAAACAGUGGAGGUGAGUGGUCUAGCCAUAGCAAUAUAAAAAUAGCCCUCAAACUAAUAAGAUUCAACUUUGCCCCAAUUUUUUUUUUUUUAAAGUUACAUUUCAAAAAUGUGGUUUAGCACACAAGCACUUGUUAACAGUUGAAAAUAGUGGACGAGAACUGGUGGGCCAGAAUAAGUUCAAAAUUUGUGUUUUCACAAAUGUGUUUUUUACACAGUACAUUGAUAUCAAAAUUUAAAUAGGCACUUUGUGUUUGGGCAAUAUGAACUUAAUAUGCAAAUAGCUUCACUUAAAAUGUGAUUGAAUCUUAGCUUUUAGUGUAUUUUUACAUUUGUUUUUGAGUGAUCCUCAUAGUCAAUUUUGUAGCCAUUCAUAAGUGUAAGUUGGCAAUCAUGUUUUUUCAUUGGGAAAUGCACUUGCCAUUAAAUCCGACUUAGUCUCCUACCCACAAAUACCUUCUGAUAAAACUAUAAUAUUUAAACUUUGCUUAAUGCAUUGAUAUUAUUUAGUUUAGUAUAUAUAAUCUUUUAGUUACAAAACGGUUGCCUAAUAUGCCCUUGCAGGCAACAGGGCAACCAUUCAUGGUCAUAAAUGGCACCACUUAAUGCAAGAGACCUGCACGAAUGUGGUGUGGUGGGCAUUUUAAUGUAACUCGAAGUUUGUAGUCAUUGGCACGUCCUAAAAAUGAAAGUAUAAUGUUUAUGCUGGCUGAAUCUAAACUUGUCAGCCUUUUUGCAUGGAUUCAGAUGUCAGUGGCAACACAUCAUCAAGCUCCAUUUACAGUGACUGUGAAACUUGAUGGCUGUUCUUUAUACAAUAUUUUACAAUGGUCUACUCUUAAUUACUCUUCUCUAAAUAUGGCCUGGCAGAAAUUGCCUUUUUUUUUUUUUAAAUUAAAAAAAAUGUAAAUCUAAAGUACAUGCUUAACAUUUUAUCCUUGAGGCAAACUUGAAAGAUUUUCCUUAUAGAUAUACUUGCUGUGUAACUGAGGGCAAGUUUUUCCUGUAUAUGACAUUUUAAAAUGGGUUAACCCCUGAUUUUAAUCUUCAUCUGAUCACAAAAUGGUCCUGGAUAUCUAAUUUCUGAAAUCUUUCCAUAUAUUUCGGUUUCAUUGGCAAAUCAUUUAUACAAAGUAAUUUGUAUUUAAGGUUUAUUGUGCCUUUCAGAGGUAUUUUUCGGCCACAGUCUGGUUAAACUGCGAACAUUGUGAUUUGAUUUCCCAGUUCCCUUUGAUUACAUUUAGCUGUGCCAAAUUCUAAAAAAAAGUGGCAGUAUCUUUAGCAUGAUGCUUGUAAUGUUACGGAUAUCAGCAAUUAUAAUACUAUUAUGAAUUGAUAACAUUAUUCUGCAUAGUAUAAAUGCAUUGAAUGCUGAAAUACUUACAUUGGAAGACUCUGUAGCUACUGUAACUGAACUUUGAGAGGCUUAAAAUUGCAUCUUUUUCAGGUGAAUAUGGGGGGGUGGGCUCUAUGUGGGUGGAGAUGCAAUCUUGCUGGGGUGGGUGUUUUACCUCUUUAGUUGUAUGUGCAUGUGUUCUUUGCUGCAGGCGUACCCAUACGAUCGUGCCUUUCCAGGUGACAGACACGAUAUACGGAGUUUUUGUACUCAUUGUAUUAAAGAUGUCUUGUAACAAAGGUGAAAAUCAAGAGACUCAAAGGCAGAAUUUUUUCCAAGGUGCAGAGGCCAUGGUGAUGGAAAGUGUAAUGUUUGCCAUUUUGGCUGAGAGAUCUCUCGGUCCCAAACUGUAUGGAAUUUUUCCACAAGGACGCCUUGAGGAGUUUAUACCAAGUAGGAAGCUGGAGACCAGUGAACUGAGCCUUCCAGACUUAUCUGCUGAAAUAGCUGAAAAAAUGGCUCGUUUUCAUGGCAUGAACAUGCCAUUCAACAAGGAACCAAAGUGGCUUUUUGGGACAAUGGAAAAGUAUCUGCAGCAAGUUCUGAAGAUUAAGUUCACAAGGGAAUCCCACACCCGCAAGCUGAAUAAAAUUUUAGCUUAUGAUCUCUCCAAAGAAAUGAGGAGCCUGAGAUGUCUGCUGGAAGCCACUUCUUCACCUGUUGUAUUUUGUCACAAUGACUGCCAGGAAGGUAACAUCCUUCUGUUGGAUGGAAGGGAGAAUUCAGAAAAGCAGAAGCUUAUGCUCAUUGACUUUGAAUACAGCAGCUACAAUUACAGAGGAUUUGAUAUCGGGAAUCAUUUCUGUGAAUGGAUGUAUGAUUAUACAUUCGAAAAGUUUCCCUUCUUUAAAGCGACCUUCUCCAAAUACCCAACAAGGAGACAGCAGAUUCACUUUGUUAACAGUUACUUGACAGAGUUCCUGCCUGGGUUUGAAAACAUUAGCAAUGAAGAGCAGAGCAAAUUGGAAAAUGAAUUGUUAAUUGAAAUUAACAGGUUUGCUCUUGCAUCUCACUUUUUCUGGGGUCUUUGGUCCAUUGUGCAAGCUAAAAUAUCCUCAAUUGAAUUUGGAUAUAUGGAGUAUGCUAUGGCAAGAUUUGAUGCUUAUUUCCAACAAAAAAGAAAAUUGGGACUAUAAUGUGUUAGCUGAGUGGAGACAUUCCCUGGAAAAUUUCCAGCUUUAAGUUAUAGCCUUGCAACACCUUUAGGUGUGAUUCACUGGAAUGUGAUGGUUUGUACACACUGCCCAUGUGUAAGCAACUCUGAAAUGGAUGGGGCUACAUUCUCCCUGUAGCCAAAGAGUGAACAUUUAAAGCACUAAGCCAACAGCCAAAUGGAACAGAAACAACAGCAAAAUAUAUGAAAUAUGCCUCUUUGUGAAACCAAGUUAAAACACAACUUUUUCUUUUUUUAAUGAGUUUACCCUCUAAGGGCAAGAACAGACUUUUUUUUUUUUUCCCGUCCAAAAAAAGUUGAGUUGAAACUAGCGAAAUAUUUUUGUGUUGUUCAAAAACCUUUUGUCCUGUAUUGUACAUAAUGUAUAUAUUAAAUACUGUAAUAUUUAUAUGCUGAAGAUUUCCAAAAUGUGAAAUGAAGCUGCCAUCUCUGCUGUUUUAAAAUGGUGUUUAAACACCUGAUUCUGCAGCCUAGGGCUGUGACUUUAUAUUUUAGUUUUGAAUGCUAAAGUAUCAAAUACACAACCGUGGUACUUUUUUCAGGGGGAAGAUUUCAGUAUUUCGAGACUUCAGACUUUGAGUUGGUCAGAAAAGCUAACAAACUCUAUCAGAUAAUUGGUUUGAUGGAAAAAAAAUGUCUUUUGUAUUUUCCCCCGUGCCAUUACGAAGACUAGCUUGAGUUUGAGUACUGUUUGUGCCAUUAUUCCAGUUUUUCUCUUGUAAAACUGACAUAAAUCCGAAGGAAAGGAUUAAUCUGUGCCAAUUUGUAAAGCAGCCCCAGUGAUUUUAAUUUCUUGCCUCAGGUACCGGGCUAGCACAGCUCUUCAUCCCUGGCCCAGGGUUCUAUUCAGGGGAGCACCGUGCCUCCAUCUUCUUUACUUUCCCAAGGAGCCCUGCCCUACGCUGAGCAUAUGCUCAGUACACUAAAAUUUAAACUUUAGUGCAAGAAGCUCAAUUUUUGCUCUAUUACAGCCUAUGGCAGUACCAAAGAUCCUAGAGAUAGGAAAGAAGCUGGCAGCCUGGUGCUAUCUAAGGGAACCUUGGACCAGUGUUUCACAGCGAAGAGCAAUGGCAACUCAGAGUCUGAGGUAAGCAAUUAUAACCACUGAGGGGUGUGGUUGGGUCACAGUUGCAAAGAUGACUCCCCAACUUAAUCUCCACCCAAAAAGUAACAAGCGCUGCAGUGUUAGUUGGUGAUUUGUAAGUUGAAAGCUAGCAACGUGCACACCCAAAAUACACAACUUAAUUAUAGAAAUGCAGCCCUAUCUCAUUAAAGGUAAGCUGAAGAACCUUUACACACCGAAGGAGAGUCAUGAGCUGACUUUUUUUUCCAGUUUUAAGAUCAUAUUCAUUGCAGUCCAUAAAGUACUAGUUAUUGGAUCACCCUACAUGCAGAUCUAGAAAUGUCUAAAUCUUCACAAAUGUAAAUGCUGUAGCUUUCCCCACUUUGACAAGUACCCUCUGUGGAUACAAUAUCACUGGAUCCACACCAUUUGCUAUUAAAGGUAUAGUAUAGUUUUUGAUAGCUAUAUAUGUCCUUUUCAAUGUGACAUCUAAUCGGUGAUUUAUGUUUCCUGCUUAGAUAUGAAUGUGAAGUACAAUGUGAAACUUACUUUGUCUGUGAAAUGUAUAAAGGUAGAGGAGGGGGAGUGUUUACAUUUUGCUGGUAGAGGUAAAUCCAGCAUGACCACAAAGGAGGUUAAAUAAAUGUGGUUAAAACCCUCCAAACAUCAUAAAGACUUGGAUACAAGUUUAAAAGCUUUUUUUUUUUUUUACCUGCUGUUAACUAUGUAUCCUGAAAUGUAUUAAGUCUUCUGUAAUUUCUGUUUAAAACAACAAUGUUAUUUUUCUUUUGCUUCUUUUCAAUGUUCAACACUGAAAAAAAGAAAUCCCAUCUUUAAUACCAUGUAUUGUCAGAAAUCAAUGAAUGAACUUGCAUUUUUUAAGUGAUUAAAUAUUAUUCUUAUUAGUUCAGAAUGUUUUUAUGUACAGUGGGAUGUAUGUGAGCCAGUCGGUUUUUCAAUUUAUAAUGCAACCCAUCGAAUAUCAGAUGUAGUCAUUUCGGUUCUGACUUUGGACAUUGCUGUCUGAGCAUCUUCUGUUCCCACAGCUGGGAGACAAUUACACUGGCCACACAGAGGCAGAAAUGAGGAUAUUCUGGCAGAUGCAAUGUGGCACAUGUAUGGCCCCGUUUAUUUCACAGUUGGUCAGUGUUAUGAUUUAUGCUGUUUUGGGGCAAUGUUCAGAUCACCUUUAUUUUAGCUGAUGUUGCUGUGAGGAUGCUGGGCCAAAUUGUGCUACUACUAUUCUAUACUACUGAAUAGAAUGCUAAGCUUGUGGCCAAGGUUACUGCCUGGGACUAUGAAAAUCAGUGCUAACAUUUUGUUGGCAUUGCUACCGUACAUUUGACCAAAACUGUAUUUCCUGCCCUUUUCUUUUGAAACGCCACAUUUCUGCUUUUUCUAAAGAAGAAAUAACUGCUCCAUGCAAUCCCAAAGUUACAUGCUUUCUAUGUAUUUUAAUUUGGGAUAUGUAAAUUGUAUACAUAUUUACUUUAACACUACUAUGUACUUAUAAGAAGCAAACAUCUGUAUGUUUAAAAUAUAGCAUGCUUGAUACCAUUUAUCUUUGACCAUUGCCUUGUAUCCAAAGGCAGUUUGGGCUAUUUAACUUGUACAUUACUGGGAGUUUUUUGGUUGUUUUUAACAAAAAUAAAACUAACAAUACAAACAUACUGUGCUGUGUAACUUUUUCAGUUUUCAUUUACUUAUGUCUCUAACAUCACCAGUUAUUACUUUUCAAUUUCAUGUCACAACUCACAUGUUUUAGUACAUUCUGCUGUAACCACAAAUGGUGAGAUAUACAGAUUUUUAGCAACAGAGGUACGACAUGUUGUCCGAGCUGCAGCCUUGUGAGAUAUUUAAGCUUCCUCUAAAAAGGCAGACUUUACAAUGUAUGGUAUUCUUGUUUCUACUUUAAACAUGCAUGUACAGAUCUGCUCAUUUGGCGAUACCAAUACCUUGAGGCAGAUCAGAUUGAUUGGUUCAAGGGUCAAACAAUCUGAUCACAAUGCAGUAACAACAUGCUGUUGGGGUGAGGCCUGCAUUAAUGACCUGCUCUCCUCCUGUGCUCCUCGCCCUGAUGGGAUUUUUUUAAACCUACCUGAUUGACAUCUGGCUAGUAAUUGUCCAGAUAUUAGUUGGGGUGGCCCCUUGAAUGGGCCCUAUACACAGCCCAAUAAGCUGCUGACCGUCUGUCACCAUCUUUAUAGGCCCCGAAUAUAGCCACCUUUAGUCUAUAAAGGCCCUGACUGGGAUUUUAAGUACUGGUACAUAGUACAAUGAAUUUCAAAGUGUGUGUUUGAAGUGCUUAUAGUGAAAUGCAGGGGUAUUCCUAGUCCAGAUAGGGUAGAGAGUGAUGUGUAGUCUGGGGACGGUGAGAAACCCCAAAAAGGUUCCAGAGUGUGAAGGUUACCCUGGAAGGUAAGAGUCCCAGAGAGAGGACAAGCCUUGAAUAUGUUUUGUUGAAAUGCUACAGAACUGUGUUCUUGUGAUGCUUAUGUUGGGAAGAAUUUGUCACAAAUAAACCUGUGUUUUUGCCA
Molecule: messenger RNA, 7742 nt
Organism: Xenopus tropicalis (tropical clawed frog)
Lineage: Eukaryota; Metazoa; Chordata; Amphibia; Anura; Pipidae
Gene: chka
Product: choline kinase alpha
Exons: 13
Coding region: 3043-4104 (353 amino acids)
Molecular function (GO): ethanolamine kinase activity; choline kinase activity
Source: RefSeq, a predicted model, not a curated record